AAGUGCGGUAACAUUGUUUAUGGUGCGGAUAUUGUCACGUUGUAUUGCCAGUAUCUUUUUGGUCUCUUUCUUAAUAAAAUUUCUGUAAAACAACAUCGGUUCGUUUUUUUUAACCACGGUAAACCUUUGUCUGAAAACAACUUCUAAGCAGAUAAUUCGACGGCAGGUUUUACUUCUGUUGUGAAAGCUUGUAGGCGACAAGGCAAAGCAGAAUGCCCGAGGAGAAGGAAAUUAUCAAGAAACAGAAGACUGAUGAGGACAUCGACCGCCUUAGGUGGAGGGUUCGCCUCGCGUGGACGUUCAUCCUGACAUGGAUUCUGCACGCCUCUUCACGCUCUCUACAGGGGUUCUAUGCAUCAUCAACCUCAGCAUGGGCUUUGCAAGUGGCCACAAAUGUCACAGAGCAAAAACAUCAUGUGUCAAGGGACAAGCGCGGUCAGAUCCUUGGCAACCUAAGAGGCUUCCGAGGAUGCACUGUGUGGUUCACAGGACUGUCUGGAGCAGGAAAAACAUCUAUUGCAUUUGAGCUGGAAGCAUACCUCAUCUCACGAGGUAUACCUUCAUAUGGUCUUGAUGGAGACAAUGUGAGAACAGGCCUCAAUAAAGAUCUAGGCUUCAGCAAGGAAGAUCGUGAAGAGAACAUUCGUAGGGUGGCUGAAGUGGCGAAGUUGUUCGCUGACAGUGGAGUUGUUGCACUAUGCAGUUUUGUUUCUCCAUUUGCUGCUGACAGAGAAAUGGCACGUAAAAUCCACAAGGAAAGUGAUUUGCCAUUUUUUGAAGUCUUUGUUGACACACCGCUGAAUGUAUGUGAACAACGUGAUGUUAAGGGCUUAUACAAGAAAGCUAGACAGGGAAGCAUUAAAGGUUUCACUGGAGUUGAUCAGGCAUAUGAAAAACCUGAAAAUCCUGACUUGGUAGUGAAGACAGUUAACUCAAGUGUUGAAGAAAGUACAAUGCAAGUUGUAGAAUUUUUGCAGGAGCAUGGUAUAAUUCCACCAACAUUAAAAGCGAGUGAUGAGGUCCAUGAGCUGUUUGUACCUGAGAAUAGGCUAGCAGCAGCAAAAGAGGAAGCAGAGCAUUUGCCUGCUUUGGAAAUCACAACACUAGAUCUUCAGUGGCUGCAGGUUCUAUCUGAAGGAUGGGCUUCACCCCUUGAAGGCUUCAUGCGCGAAGACCAAUUUCUGCAGGCCAUUCACUUCAACUGCCUGCCUGAGAAAGCUGGAAUUAACCAGUCUGUUGUAAUUGUACUACCAGUACAUACAGAAGACAAGGACCGACUUGAUGGGAUGUCAGCCUUUGCUUUAUCCUAUGAGGGAAGGAGGGUAGCUAUUCUCCGUAAGCCAGAAUUCUAUGGUCACCGUAAGGAGGAACGUGUCUGCCGUCAGUUUGGUACAUCCCACAGAGGACACCCUUACAUUAAGAUGAUUUAUGAAAGUGGUGACUGGUUAGUCGGCGGUGACCUGGAGGUACUUGAAAGGAUCCGAUGGAAUGACGGGCUAGACAGCUAUCGUCUAACGCCACUUGAACUUCGAGCAAGGUUUAGGGAAAUGGGUGCAGAUGCUGUUUUUGCAUUCCAGCUUCGAAACCCAAUCCACAAUGGACAUGCAUUACUUAUGCAGGACACAAAACGAAGGCUCUUGGAGGAGCAUGGCUUCCGGAAACCAGUGCUGCUUCUGCAUCCUUUGGGUGGUUGGACAAAGGAUGAUGAUGUACCCCUGCCAGUGAGAAUGGAGCAGCAUAAAGCAGUAUUAGAUGAAGGAGUACUCGAUCCAGAGUCUACCCUGUUGGCGAUUUUCCCAUCUCCAAUGCAGUAUGCAGGACCCACUGAAGUUCAGUGGCACGCAAAGGCUCGAAUGAAUGCUGGAGCAAACUUUUACAUAGUUGGCAGAGAUCCAGCUGGUAUGCCUCAUCCAGAGCGUGAAAAAGGAGACCUGUACGAUGCAACACAUGGAGCUCGUGUGCUGCGUAUGGCUCCUGGGCUGUCUGCACUUGAAAUAAUACCUUUCAGAGUAGCUGCAUAUGACAAGAAAGCUGGACGCAUGGCGUUCUUUGAACCUCAGCGUAAAGAGGACUUUGAGUUCAUCUCAGGAACAAAGAUGAGAGGUUUGGCUCGUUCUGGACAGCUUCCACCAGAUGGGUUUAUGGCCCCAAAAGCAUGGAAAGUUUUGUCAGGAUAUUACCAGUCACUUCAGAGCAAGUAAUGGGUGUUCUGUUGUGCAGAACUGUAGCUGUUGCUUGAAGAAAGAAUUAGUGCUUCAAUUCUAAAUUAAGUACUUGAGCUACAGUAUUACUGUGAUAGUACAAUGCUGGCUGUUUCUGUCAGCUGCAAAAAUGUAUGACUUAAGGAUCUUUUGCAUUCAGAAACAUUGUGGAAACCACAUGUAUGUAAAUAUUGUUAACUGGAGUAGAGCCCUAAUAUUCCCUUAAAGUCACAAACGUCUUACAAUGACUGCACAUUAUUAUUUUUUAAUGUUUAAUGUAAAAAGAGCAUUCCAAACACAUGUGUUUCUGCAAGUAAGAUAUUCACUGUAUCUUAAAAUGAAAAUAUGCAUUUUACCUUUAACUGUAACAUUACCAAUUUUAAGUUACUUGGUAAGUAUGUUACUUGUCAAGUCUGUAUUUCAAAACAAGUUGCAUUUAGCUGUAAAGCUCACAGAACAAUUGUUAUUCAUUGAGCGACUUUGGGAUGUUGCUGCUGCAUUGUUUCAUGUACCUGAAAGGAUAUGAAAUACUGAGGUAAGAGAAGAUAAGGGCAGGCAAUGUAUCUGGGACAGAUAACCUCAAUAUCUAUGAGUGGUUUGCGCUGAUUCUCAGCAGAUUAUCUUUUCUGUGAAGCAUUACAGUAUAUCUCCACACUGCUGCUGAAGGGAAGAAGGGGGCACAUAUACUCACCAGAUUUUUAUUGUACAUUCCAAAGAGCUGUAUCGUAUGAUAUCUGUUAGUUAAGAAAAAUUAACUUUGCACUUCUCAGCUUAUAUGUCUGUACAAUUGCAUCUGCCAUGAAGGAAGGAUGACAUCUAUAUUAACAAUGUGAAUUAUGGUGCUAUGUGCUGUUUGUAUAUUUUAUGUAAUUUUUAAUCCUCCCCACUGCGUGCAAUACAUGCCAUUUCAAAUUAAAUUAUGACUUGUGUUAUAUUUGUUAUUUCAGAAUACAUGUUAUUGUCAAAAAUGGU
This is a messenger RNA of Schistocerca piceifrons (Central American locust), 3173 nucleotides long. It is a transcript of the gene Papss, whose product is annotated as bifunctional 3'-phosphoadenosine 5'-phosphosulfate synthase. NCBI's taxonomy places the organism in Eukaryota, Metazoa, Arthropoda, Insecta, Orthoptera, Acrididae. The coding region runs from base 213 to 2201 and encodes 662 amino acids. The transcript is spliced from 13 exons. The record is from RefSeq and is a predicted model, not a curated record. Gene Ontology annotation, biological process: 3'-phosphoadenosine 5'-phosphosulfate biosynthetic process; sulfate assimilation. Gene Ontology annotation, molecular function: ATP binding; adenylylsulfate kinase activity; sulfate adenylyltransferase (ATP) activity.